CUUCGUUAGCUGAUAUUUGUUUAGUCAUUCAGAUAGUGAUUCACGUAGAGAUGAUUGCAACAUGGAGAAAAAAGAGAACAGAGAAAAGAGUAACAAAGAGAGGAUUUAUGAAGAAAACAAACAUGGAGUUAGUGAUACCAAGCCAAUUUACAUGUCCAAUUUCAUUAGAUUUAAUGAAAGAUCCAGUGACUUUAUCAACAGGGAUUACGUAUGAUCGAGAAAACAUCGAAAAAUGGAUAAAUGAAGGUGGGAAUCAAACAUGUCCUAUCACAAAUCAAGAACUGAAGUCCUAUGGAAAUGGCAUUGUUGAUCCUGUUUUAAUUCCAAAUCACAAUAUUCGAAAAAUGAUUCAACAAUGGUGUGUCGAAAAUAAGGAACAUGGGAUUGAUAGGAUUCCAACUCCAAGAAUCCCGAUUUCAUCAUCUGAUGUCUCUGAAUUACUCGCGAAAAUAACAAACUCGAGCAAGUUAGAGAUGGAGAAAUCAAGUUCAUGUGAAGAAUUAGUCACUAGUGUGAAGAAUUUAGCUAGUGAAAGUGAUCGAAACAAAUGUUGUUUCGUCACUAAUGGCAUAGGAAAGGUGUUAUCAUCAGCAUUUCUUGAACUAUCAAAGGGAAAAAACGCGAAAAAUGCUUCAACAGAGGAAGUGAUCUUGUCAACUCUGACACUUUUUUUGCCUUUGGAUGUUAAGUCCAAGACAAUUCUUGGGUCGAUAUCAUCGUUACGUAGCAUUGCAUGGUUCUUGAAGAAUGGGAGUUUAUCAAGUAGGAGGAAUGCAGUUGUUGUCCUUAGAGAAAUUAUGAAAUUGGAAGAACAAGAAAAGGUUGAAAUCUUGUUGAAUAUUGAAGGUGCAUUAGAAGGGCUUGUGAAGUUGGUAAAAGAGCCAAUUUGUCCUAAUACUACAAAAGCUUCUUUAUUAACAAUUUAUUAUAUGGUUAAUAAUUCAUCAUCACAAUCAUCAAGAUCAAGAUUUGUAGAUGUGGGGUUAGUUGAAAUGUUGAUAGAAAUACUUGUGAAUUGUGACAAAAGCAUAUGUGAAAAGGCAUUAGGUGUUUUGGAUGGUAUUUUGAGGUAUGAAGAAGGGGUGAAAAGGGCUUCUAGUUAUGCACUUAGUGUGCCUGUUUUGGUGAAGAAAUUGUUGAGAGUUUCAGAUUUGGCUACUGAAUUUUCAGUUUCAAUUUUAUGGAAGAUACUAUGCAAGAAUGAAAAUAAUGGAGAUUGUGGUAUUCUUGUUGAAGCACUUCAAGUUGGUGCAUUUCAAAAGCUUUUGGUGAUACUGCAAGUUGGUUGUAGUGAAACAACAAAAGAGAAAGCUAGUGAGUUGUUGAAGUUGUUGAAUGUGCAUAGGGAUAGAGCAGAGUGUGUUGAUUCAUUGGACUUCAAGAGUCUCAAAAGGACAUUUUGAAACGAUGUCUUUGAGUUUAGUAUCUAGUAUCUAGUAU
Molecule: messenger RNA, 1440 nt
Organism: Solanum lycopersicum (tomato)
Lineage: Eukaryota; Viridiplantae; Streptophyta; Magnoliopsida; Solanales; Solanaceae
Gene: CMPG1
Product: Avr9/Cf-9 rapidly elicited protein
Biological process (GO): protein ubiquitination
Molecular function (GO): ubiquitin protein ligase activity
Source: RefSeq, marked validated